This is a messenger RNA of Leptonychotes weddellii (Weddell seal), 285 nucleotides long. The record is from RefSeq and is a predicted model, not a curated record. NCBI's taxonomy places the organism in Eukaryota, Metazoa, Chordata, Mammalia, Carnivora, Phocidae.
AUGGCAGGCCAGGCCUUUAGAAAGUUUCUUCCCCUCUUUGACCGAGUCUUAGUUGAAAGGAGUGCAGCUGAAACUGUAACCAAAGGAGGUAUUAUGCUUCCAGAAAAAUCUCAAGGAAAAGUGUUGCAAGCAACAAUAGUAGCUGUUGGAUCGGGCUCUAAAGGAAAGGGAAAGGGUGGAGAGAUUCAACCAGUUAGUUCAGUUAGUGUGAAAGUUGGAGAUAAAAUUCUUCUCCCAGAAUAUGGAGGCACCAAAGUAGUUCUAGAUGACAAGGAUUGUUUCUAA